Messenger RNA from Cheilinus undulatus (humphead wrasse), 4192 nucleotides. RefSeq names its product syntrophin, gamma 1 (gene sntg1). Bases 1061 to 2638 code for a protein of 525 amino acids. Gene Ontology annotation, cellular component: dystrophin-associated glycoprotein complex; intracellular anatomical structure. The transcript is spliced from 19 exons. Lineage: Eukaryota; Metazoa; Chordata; Actinopteri; Labriformes; Labridae. The record is from RefSeq and is a predicted model, not a curated record. Gene Ontology annotation, molecular function: structural molecule activity; protein binding.
GAACACGCACAUACGUAAAUACAGCGUGUGGGAGAAGAUGCGAAAGUGUGUUCAUUCAUUCACAGACAACACCAACUUAGUCUCUAAAGAAAAUUCACCAUGUAUUUCUUUUGUUAAAAGAGAAAGUUAGCUUACAGAUUUAGGCUACUUCCAUGCAAACAUUGAAUCCCGCGUGAGUUCUUUCACACAUACACACACAUGCAGAACCGCAGUGCACGUAAAGGGGAGAAAAAAUCGCUUUGUGAGAUGUUUCAGCGUCUUUAGCAGCGGCUUGAUGUUUAAAACCGCUACAAACACUCAUAAAAGUAGGCUCAUGUAAUAUUUAUAGCUCCAGAGUUGUGUACUGCUGCUUUGGGUACGAACGGAGUGGAUUGACGCGCGCGCUAAAGCAAGCCGCAUGUGAUUUCCAGCUUCAGUCAUCUUGGCAGCACGAUGCGAGAGAGAGGCAGAGCCCGACUCGAAGCUGCGAAACUGGACCCUCUGCCAGAGAUGUCGACGGAGAGGAAUCCCUGAAACCGCCCCGCUUCUUGUUUUUCUCCAGGAAAUAUGUACAAAUGUGGUUUUGUGUGCGAGUGCGGACUGUUAUCCUCUCGGUUUUUCCUUUUUUUACACUGCACAGAGUGAUAGUGGACCAGGAUGCCGUGUGGGCGAUGCUGCCACAAGGGAUACAUUGUGAUUUUCGCAGAGAUGUUUUAGCAAGCGUUGCAUAAAUUAGAAUAAGACGAGCCGUCACAUGAGGGAUUGGAGUCAAAAGGGAUCUAAUAAGACUUCGCCACCUGUUACUAGAAAUAUCAGUGAGCAGACAUCACCAGGAGUAAGCCUCACAACUCGAUAGCCUCAUCCUGCUCUUCAGCAUCACCUCCUCUGGGAAUAAUCGUGCUACACCUAUAACCAGCCAGGAGAGGUAACAACACCACCCCCAGUCUGACAGCCAUGAUUCGGGGAGGCCUUCUUCUAAGACGGCUCGGCUCAAGGGUCAUCUCGCUGCUUGAUGGCUAGAUCUCAGCGUGCACAGAGCUGGGGGCCUUUCUACUGAAUAUCCCUCACUGCGUAGUAGCACAUGGAUUUCAAGACUUCAAAUGAAGAGACAAAGACUGGGAUUUAUUUGAUGCAAGAAGGUAAUGAAGAACCGUUCAAUAUUCGACUACACUUGGCCAAAGAUAUUCUGACGAUUCAAGAACAAGAUGUCAUCUGCGUGUCAGGAGAGCCUUUUUACUCGAGUGAGAGGACUGUAACGAUCAGGAGGCAGACUAUCGGAGGGUUCGGCCUGAGCAUCAAGGGUGGAGCUGAGCAUAAAAUCCCUGUUGUGAUAUCAAAAAUAUCAAAAGAACAAAAAGCUGAACUCUCUGGGCUGCUUUUCAUUGGAGAUGGCAUCCUUCAGAUAAAUGGAAUAAACGUUAGAAGUUAUCGCCACGAGGAAGUGGUCCAGGUUUUAAGAAACGCAGGCGAAGAGGUGACGCUCACCGUCUCCUUCUUGAAGAAGACUCCAGCCUUCCUGAAACUGCCCCUGUGUGAGGACUGCACUUGUAUCCCCAGUGACCAGAGUAGUGGGACUUCGUCUCCUCUCUGCGAUAGCGGCCUGCACUUGAACUACCAUCCCAACAACACGGACACGCUGUCCUGCUCAUCUUGGCCCACGUCCCCCGGGCUGCGCUGGGAGAAGAGAUGGGUGGACCUGCGCCUUAUUCCGCUUCUACACUCCCGCCUGUCGCAGUACAUGCCGGGCUCUGACGCCUGCAGGAAAAAUGCUUUCCAGGUCAUAGCUGUAGAUGGAGUUUGCAGUGGAGUUAUACAGUUUUCUGCUCCUGAGGACUGUUUGGAGUGGCUUCAGGCGAUAGCAGGGAAUAUUUCCAGCCUCACCAAGCACAAUGUCAAGAAGAUUAACCGAAACUUUCCAGUUAACCAGCAGAUUAUCUACAUGGGCUGGGUGGAUGAGAAGGAGCAGGACUCUGUUCAGGACCGAAUGUAUUCACCAAAGUUCCUCGCUUUGAGGGGUUCCUCACUCUUCAAGUUUUCAGCACCUCCUGUAACAACAUGGGACUGGACCAGGGCAGAGAAAAGCUUUACUGUGUAUGAGAUCAUGUGCAAGAUCUUAAAGGAUAAUGACCUUCUGGACAAGAGGAAGCACUGCUUCAGUGUCCAGACAGAGACGGGGGAGGACUUGUUCUUCAGCGUGGAACUAGAGUGUGAGCUGCUGACCUGGGAAAAGGCUUUUCAAAUGGCUACUUUCCUGGAGGUGGAGCGGAUACAGUGUAAAACGUAUGCCUGUAUCAUGGAGAGCCACCUCAUGGGACUUACAGUUGACUUCAGCAUGGGCUUUGUGUGCUUUGAUGCAGCUUCAAAGGCGGUGCUGUGGAGAUAUAAGUUCUCCCAGUUGAAAGGAUCAUCUGAUGAUGGAAAAAGCAAGAUCAAGUUUUUAUUCCAAAACCAAGACUCCAAAUCCAUUGAAGCGAAGGAGUUGGAGUUUUCAAACCUCUUUGCUGUGCUUCAUUGUAUUCACGCUUUUUUUGCUGCCAAAGUUGCGUGCCUGGACCCCAUGUUUGUGGAGAGUCAAGGCACUGCGACUACCACCGGGUUUCCUUCUCUCUCCACUAUCUCCUGUAAUUCACAGACACCUAAACUCAAAUACGCCACUUGACAGGCACUACUCUCCCCACACCCCCUCUAAAAGGACGCUGCACUUAGCAGAGACAGUGGCCAAAGUCGGUGGAGGAAAAAUGUUCAAAAUAUAACACUAUGGAGGACAGCUGUAUUCAGUGGUGGAAUAAAAGACCUCUCUCAAAGUGAUAUACUUGAUACCCUAAAAGACAUUCCAGAUUCCUGGAAUAACUGUGGACCUAUACACAGACCUCUACUCUCUCUAAAAGACACUAUGGACACAAAAUGUGCAAAUUUUUAAGUGAAUUUGUUCUUCCCUUGAUCCUCGGACAGCCCUAUAAUCAACACAUCACAAAGAAAAGGCAUUUUUUUCCCUCUUUAUGUAAUUUUAGUCAAGACUUGAGAGUUGAAACAAAAGAUUUUAUUCUUUUUGUGCCACAUUAUGUUAUAAACAUCUGCAAAGAUUUAUCUGGACCCUGGUUAUGAUGACUUAGUGCGAUGAUGCUUUAUAUCGUUUAUUGUGUGUUCUUGAGGUGAAACUUUUACCUACAUUUAUAAACCAAUCAGCAUUAUAACUUUCUACUUUCACUUGCGUCCAAUUAAAAAUAAAAGGCAGCAUCAAUAUGUUUAUUAACCCAAAUUUUCAAUACAAGUUCAACAGAAGCACUGGUGGGUGGAUAUACAGAGCAACCUCGUAUAUUUUUCUCUCUAUAUGAUGUAUACUCACAUGUCAGAAUAACUAUUACAGGACAGAAAUGUUGUAUGAAAGUGUACUUUUUACAGUAUGGAUGAGGAGUGACAUUUUAUAAACACCGCCCACACAGUUGUAAUCAGACAAAACCACACUAAACAUGAUUAGAAACACCUUCAUCAUGUUUAUAGCAUUUUUUCUCCCAAACUUAAUUAUGUAAAUAAACACUGACAUUGAAAUGAACUCAAAGAAUGAUGAAUUACAGCGAUUACUUGAGGGAUUACUUGUAGGGAUUAUGGCAUUUGUUAAUUUGAUGUGCACCAGAGAUGACUAGGUAGAUAGCUCAUAACCUUGUGCUCUUUUCAACAUUUACUCUAUGGACCAAUUUAGAGGAAUGAAAUCAGCUAUGGUGUAUUUUUGGAAUAUUUUAUCUGUUCUGACUUCUGCUUGUAAAUAUGAAGAAUAACUUUUCAUUGACAAUGAAAAAAACACACCAGGAGGGGGGAUUGAAAUAUGUAGCGUCAUGCCCUCCAAAGGUUUGGGAUGCCUUUUUAAACCGUUAAACUGUUUGCACAUGCAGCAGAGUGACAACUAAACUAUCAUUUUCAAAUAGAGUUCAGGUCAAUUAGUGUAAUUAGUCAUGCUCUUACUUCCCAUUUACACAGUCCAAUCCAAACAGAGGAGACCCAUGGGUAAGUAAACUCUGGAGGAUAGUAAAUUAAACGGGGUCAGUGCGGUGCUCGGUUCUGUGUGGGGCUUGUUAAGCUAACGUGUGUCUGAGGGAGACUAAUGGCGGUGUGGUCUAUGCAAAGAAAGUCUAAGUGAUGCUUUAGUGCUUUAAAAUUAUCCAGUUCACCUGCCCUGAUAACACAGGAUCUAAAGAGUGAGGUUUAUUUUAUUUUU